AUGGACCCGCUCGCUGCCAAACUGAACGAGCUCGCAGUGGCAAACUCAGACGGUCUCCUCAACGACGAUGAGUACCGUAUCCUGAGGCAAAACCUCUUUGAACGCUACACAACGGGUGUUGACAUUAUCAGCUCUUCGCCACCAGUCGUGAAGUCCCCCCGACGAAAGCAUGUGGAGCUUAUGGACCCUACCCCUGCUCCAAGUCCCCGGCAGCAGCAACCGGUGGCCCGAUCCAAGAUGAGCGAAUUUCUUCGGCGCGCGACAGGCCGCAAAGCAGCAACCCCACCUUCCUCGCCAGUAAUUAAACUGAGCAUGCCCCGUCUUUUUUCCAAGAAACACGAAGAUGUCUCCUCAUCAGACACAGAGUCCUCCGUCCCUCGCACCAGCAGUGGCUCUAGGAGAACUCAGUCAUCUCGCAAGAUAUCAGGGUCAAUAUCGCUGUCACCGUCAUCACCCAAUUUCCGCAGCUCGCCCACCCGAUCCUAUUUCGACACGCUGCCUACUUCCCCGUCACGUUCAGCCUUUCCAGCGACACCCUCCAGAUACGACGUUGUGCCUGGCGGGAGUAAUGACAUUUUCGACGACGAGAAUCUUCACACAUCUGACGCCAUCCGCAAAGCCAUCUCAGCAGUCGAGGCAGACAGCAGACGGCUCGUAGCGGCAUUCAACGACCUCGAAACCAGUGCAGUCAUCCGCUAUCGGCAAGAACACCCCCACCGCAAUCGGUCUGGGUCGAGCUCCAAUCUCAACAGCACGCCUUCUCGCCGCCCACCCAUAAUAGCACACGGGAAUGUCAAUCACCAUCGCGCCCGUUCUAAUUCUCAGCGGAAUAUAGACGGCCAGUCUGUGCGAUCAAGCACUUCCCUUCGCACAACUAAAUCGACCGCGUCGUUGUUUGCCAGCAAACACAACAAUCCCACUCCGCCUCCUCCGUUGUCCCAAUCAACUCCUCCUUCGCAGUCUUCUUCGUGGGGCAACAGAAUAUCAGCCCUUCGUAGGAAAGGCUCGCUGUCAUCGCUCUCGUCUUCACAGCCCUCUUUCCUUAGCGUGGGACGGUCAAAUGGGCUCAGCAGGAGUAGCUCAAUCUCCCGAAGCACCUCCCAUCUCCCGCUGCCCCCUGUUCCGCCCUCGCCAGCUAGUCCAAAUGCGACCACAAUGAUGGAGCUUCUGAAAAGCCCUACCCCGGACGAGGGUGGCGAGGAACUUGCCGAUGUCAGGCGGCGGAGGACUGAGGUCGUUGGGCGGUGCGAGGCGCGACUGGAGUAUCUACGUGCCAAGCUCAAGACAGCAGAGUUGCACGAGAAACUGCUACGCAAGUGA
Molecule: messenger RNA, 1320 nt
Organism: Mycena indigotica
Lineage: Eukaryota; Fungi; Basidiomycota; Agaricomycetes; Agaricales; Mycenaceae
Exons: 3
Coding region: 1-1320 (439 amino acids)
Source: RefSeq, a predicted model, not a curated record